AUGAAUCUUGCCACAAUACAGCUGCAUCUCCUGGUAUGCAUGAUGGGAGCAUGGCAUACCUACUUGGCGGUUGUUGAGUGGGAUGGUUUGCACGAACAACAUUGCCUUAUAGCACCCACCGAACAUGCAUGCUCAAGUAUUCAGUUGGACGAGAAUGUAUGGGAUGAGAUGCGAAUUUGGAGAAAAGGUUAG
Messenger RNA from Cooperia oncophora, 192 nucleotides. The record is from the annotation of a GenBank genome assembly. NCBI's taxonomy places the organism in Eukaryota, Metazoa, Nematoda, Chromadorea, Rhabditida, Trichostrongylidae.